This is a messenger RNA of Alternaria triticimaculans, 1140 nucleotides long. RefSeq lists its product as uncharacterized. Gene Ontology annotation, molecular function: protein binding. The record is from RefSeq and is a predicted model, not a curated record. NCBI's taxonomy places the organism in Eukaryota, Fungi, Ascomycota, Dothideomycetes, Pleosporales, Pleosporaceae. The transcript has 3 exons. Bases 1 to 1140 code for a protein of 379 amino acids.
AUGCUCAACGACGAUGCGCUCUCACCUCAAACUGUGGUCCGCGGUGCAAUCAAACAUCCUUUCGCACUUCUCACGCCGUCAAUCGACUUCCAAAGACUUGAUCGAUCCACAAUGGCGCCCAAAACCGAUCGACCAGCGAAGCGAAGAAAGCUUCUCCCUCGGGGUGUCGCUGAUUCUCGCGAUUUACUUGAUGUAAGCAGCGAAAUACUCAUGGUCAAGGUCGGGAGUGGCGACGAUCCAGUCCAACCGAGUGCAGCAUGCGAAAAUUGCGGCAAGAAGGAAGGCGAGCAGCAACGUGCGGGAGAUCUUGCUGAUAAUAUGAACCAAGAAGAUGGACAAGGUGCAGGAGAACUCGAGAAGCAAAACGUAGUUCUUGUCCAGGGUGACGACAAGGGUGCUGGCACAGACUCCGACAAGGACGGCGCAAUUGACAAAGAGAGCGACGAGAACAGCAACGAAAGUGACGACAGCGAUGACGACAGCGAUAUCGACUCAGGAAUCUCCGACCAACGCAUCUUCCAUGUCCACAAAAGCGUUCUCUGCAAGACAUCCGCCUUCUUCCAAAAUGCAACGAAGCCAGAAUGGACUGGUCCAACACCGCGACCUACAGAUCUUUCUGACGAGCUUCCAGAAAUCUUCCAUUUGUAUGUGCAAUGGUUGUACAGUGGGAAGAUCGCCGUCGAGAUCACGCCCUCCAGUGACUCGGAUACGGACGUUCGCAAACACGAGAACGUGGAUUAUCAUUCACUGAUUCAGUCGUACAUACUUGGAGAGAAGCUCAUGGAUACCACAUUUCAGAACGCAGUACUGCAAUGUUUGAUCGAGUGCGUGGAGCAAGCAGACUGUUUUCCCGGUGACCGGACUAUCAGGACGGCCUAUAAGCGCACGAUAAAGCACUCGCCUCUUCGUAAAUUGCUGGUCGACUUCUGGGUGUGGCACGGCGAUUCUGAGGGGGCGGCUGAUGACAUGAAUGCGAGCCUGGGGACCGACUUCACGAACGACUUACUUAAGGCCAUGCUUGAAGCGCGUCCUAGUCCGGACACGAAUAAAGCGAAGGUCCAGCCUCCUUGGCUGACACAUCCGGAGAUCUACAGCAUAAAGGAUAACAAGAAGACCGCCAAAGACACCAGCAACAGCUGA